AUCAUAGAUGAUAAUGAUGAUGAUGACGGAGAUGAUGGAAACGAAGAUACAAAUGAUGAUGAUGAUGAUUCUGGUCAAGAUCAAGAUGCCAAUGCAUCAAUUAUUAUUGUUCCAUUGAAAUCGAAUGAAAAAUCAUCAUCAUCAUCGUCGACAACAACGACUACUUCGACUACAACUACAACGACCACGACUGAAAAGCCGAUGACAACGACAACAAGAACAAUUGAAAUGACCGAAACAUCGAAUAAGAAAAAGAAAAAGAAAUUAAAUACCAAUAACACUAGGAACAACCACAAUUCAACACAUCAAAAUUCCAGUAAUCAUCAACAAAAUAACCAUAGACGACCAAAUCGAAAGAAAUCUAAAAGUAGAACAACAACAACAACAACGACUACGACAACAACGAUGAAACCAUCGAUCGAGAUGAUCAACAAUGAUGAAUGGUCAAAUCGUACCUGUCUUAUUGGUGAUGUUUGUGGCCAUAAACAAAUGGGAUACUGUUAUCGGCCACAUGAACCAAAUUAUUUUGAUCUUGCCGAUAUUGAUACGGAAAAUUUUUACGAUCUAUUACUGACUAGUUGUCCACAUUUUUUCGAUGAAGAAGAAAAUUUACGCCAUCCAUUAUGUUGUACGGUAGAAAUGGAAGAUACAAUGGCCAAACUGAUAAUGAGCGUAGAUCUUAUACAACGUUCAUGUCCAUCAUGUUUAACCAAUGUGAAGAAAUUAUUCUGCAAUCUAUUCUGUGCACCGAAUCAACGUGAUUUUGUUAAAGUUAAUCGUUUAAAAGGUGAAAUGGUACUAGAAGUAUCAUAUGUAUUAUCGGAAUUAUUUGCCGAAAAAUUCUAUCAAUCAUGUCAUGAUGUACAAGUUUUCGGUGCCUAUCUAAUGGAUUUUGAUUCAGCAUGUGGUAAUCUAACCAGACAACGUUGUACGGCUAAAGAUUUUCUUGAACAUCUAGGCUCAUUACAAGAGAUUCCAUUUCAAUUUAGACCAAUCAUUAUUUCGGAUCAGCAACCAAAAUCCGUUAUGAAUGAAGAAUGGCCACGUUAUAUAAUGAAUGAAACUGCAUAUGCAUGUGACGAGGCACCACCCGGUCUAUCGGCUUGUCGUUGUGAUCAUUGUGCCAAUAUGUGUCUAUAUGGACAACAUAAUCCACAUUUGAAGAAAAAACAACAACAACAAUCAUCAUCAUCAUCAUCACAGGAUCUCGAACAACAACAACAACAACAACAACAACAAUCCAAUCGUAUAGGUAGACAUACAUCAAUGGAUCAUAAAUCAAUGAUAAUGGCUAAUAGUAAUAAUCGAUAUUCAUCAAUAAUGAAUUCAUCAACGAUGCCAAAAUUACAUUUAUUAACAAUAAUAACAUUUUCGGUAUUUAUUCUAUUAUAUAAUACAAAAAUAUAUAUUAGAUAAACACACACGCACACACACAAACACAGGCACUGAGAAAGAAAAAUAAAAUAAUCACC
Dermatophagoides farinae (American house dust mite) is the source of this 1472-nucleotide messenger RNA. NCBI's taxonomy places the organism in Eukaryota, Metazoa, Arthropoda, Arachnida, Sarcoptiformes, Pyroglyphidae. The record is from RefSeq and is a predicted model, not a curated record.